This is a messenger RNA of Periophthalmus magnuspinnatus, 1206 nucleotides long. RefSeq names its product dehydrogenase/reductase (SDR family) member 1 (gene dhrs1). The record is from RefSeq and is a predicted model, not a curated record. The coding region runs from base 73 to 1005 and encodes 310 amino acids. The transcript has 9 exons. Lineage: Eukaryota; Metazoa; Chordata; Actinopteri; Gobiiformes; Gobiidae.
AAACUCCUAACUGUCUCACCGAGGACUGGCAGCACCAGUGACGUUGUAACAGAGAAAUCUGCAGACUUCAAAAUGUCACUAUCCGGAUGGGUUUGUGUGGUGACGGGUGCCUCCAGAGGUAUUGGCAAAGGUAUUGCCCUGCAGCUAUCUGAAGCCGGAGCCACUGUCUACAUUACCGGGCGCUGCGAGAAGACUCUAAAUGAAACCGCUGCUGAGGUUAAAGAACGAGGUGGCAACUGUGUGCCAGUUAAAUGUGACUCUACAAAAGACCAAGAUAUUGAAGAACUCUUUGAACAAAUUAAACGUGAACAACAUGGCAGACUGGACAUUCUGGUUAAUAAUGCCUAUGCAGGAGUUCAGGCUAUUUUUGAUAAUAUGGGAAGACCGUUUUGGGAAACUGAUCCAAGUAUGUGGGAUACGAUCAACAACACAGGUCUCAGAGGGCACUAUAUCUUCUCUGUCUUUGCCUCACGUUUAAUGGUUGCUCAAGGGAAUGGUUUGAUAGUCACCAUUUCAUCUAUGGGUGGGCUGCGCUAUCUCUUUAAUGUUGCAUAUGGAGUCGGUAAAGCUGCGUGUGACAGACUGGCAGCUGACAUGGCCUUUGAGCUCAGAAAACGAGGAGUAGCUUCUGUGAGCCUCUGGCCGGGACCAGUGCAAACAGAAAUGAUCUCACAGUUUGUAUUGGAGAAAAGUGUACCACAGGGUGUUGAUCCAAAGAUAAAAGAUGUGUUUGUCAAUGGGGAAACUACUGAAUUGAGUGGGAAAUGUAUCGUCAACUUGGUAAAAGAUAAAAAUCUGAUGUCCUUAACUGGCAAAAUUCUCAUGACUUCUGACCUUGCACGGAGAUAUGGAAUCAAAGAUAUUGAUGGGCGCAGUGUGACUGAUUACACCUCCCUAAAAUUCCUCCUGGCACAGUCUCCUUACCUGUCAUGGCUCUCACCUGUGGUUCCAUCUUUUAUAAGACUGCCACGCUUUGUGUUGGCUUUGGCCAGUAGUCGCUUCUGAGUUCAGUUCAUCUACUCAUGUAACACUAGAUUGACCCUCACACUUUUUUGUGUUUGUCAGCUCAUACUAUUCUCUAUCAUUGAAUGAAGUUUUCUAUGAAAGUUCCAAAAUUGUAGCGCAUAUAGGCAUACUGUGAUUAUUGAUUUGCACCGUGUUAAAAUGAAGUAGCUUCACCUGAUAUAAAUAAUUGCUGAAAAAGAA